This is a messenger RNA of Pseudomyrmex gracilis, 5059 nucleotides long. RefSeq names its product tyrosine-protein kinase Btk29A-like (gene Btk29A). The record is from RefSeq and is a predicted model, not a curated record. Gene Ontology annotation, biological process: intracellular signal transduction. NCBI's taxonomy places the organism in Eukaryota, Metazoa, Arthropoda, Insecta, Hymenoptera, Formicidae.
AAUUCCGGACGUCGCCGCGAGACGUCUUCGUUUGACAGAUUGUCGGUGUGUGUAUGCGUAUGUACGUUCCACGUGAAUUCUUUGUUUAGGCGCCGGUGAUGUUUUUGACAAGUGUCGGGGCUGCGGGGUGAUAGCACGCAUCUGUUACAUGGUAAGCGCGAGUUUACGCCCGAAAUGCCGACGGGGCGGGCGGCAAGUGCCGACGGGUCUCGCGUUGUGCAUAGAAUUCGAAUUAACAAAACGUCGGGAUAACCGCACACACGGUUCCCUCGCGCUGUUGCAUCGUUUCGGGUCGCGACCGACACUCCGGUGAUUUUUUCCCGGCUACCUAUGUUUUUCUUUCAAUUCCGUCGUGUUGUUCGUGAGAAGCACGGCCAUUUCCGCGAUGGAACUGUACGAGACACGGGAGGCCCUCCAUCUGUGAUGGCAGGGAAGGAUGGAAAGCUAGAGUCAAAAGGUGGAGAUGUUAUUCGGCAAGGAUUUAUGAUAAAACGUUCCCAAAACAAGAAACGCUUUACUCCAGUCAAUUACAAACAACGAUGGUUCGUGUUGACAAAACACUAUCUUAUUUACUACGAUGGAGAUGGUGAGCGCCGCAAGGAACGUGGUCGGAUCGCCGUGGAGAGCGUCCACGUGGUGGAGACGGCCAGUCUCGGAAGUGGUAGCACCGGUGGCGGAGGUGGUGUCGGNGACGCCGCGGGUGGCGGCGACGCGGGCGGCGGUGGCGGCGGGAUACCAUCCGGGCUACCAUUCCAGGUGGGAUACCGGGAGGCCGGUCAGGAAUACACGCUCUACCUUCUCGCCGCUCGCGAGCAGGAUCGCGCCGAAUGGAUACGUGCCAUACGGGCUGUGUGCAGUGAGAAUUCGGGCUUGAGCGGGCGUUACCACGCAGGCCUGUGGAGCGGAAAACGUUGGUCCUGCUGCCGACUGUCGACACGCUCCGCCGAAGGCUGCGACACUUGCAGCUCCUGGUCCUCGAAUCCGUCCUCAACGACAACGUCGGCCUCGACAACAUCGACAUCCGUGCCUGGCAAUAUCGUUAACAACUCAACCUCGACGCCGACCGUCACGUCCGACCAUCGGUCACAAUCGACGAACGCCGAAGCGAAUAACAAUCCGAUCGUCCAACCCCAGGCUCGUUCUACAAUUGGUUCGUACUUUUUUAUAUACGUAUACACAUUCACUAUGUGCUUUUUCGGAGUCUUUAACGAAUUCGUAAUUGAUUCGCUGGCGAAUAAUCGAUGUUUUUUAUUUCAACGUUAACGCGAGGAUCUCGGAAUUACGUUGGUUUUAAUAGCCGGUUUGUUAAAUGUCGCGUAAGAAAUUAAACGCUGUCCGGCAGAGCGUUUAUUUAUCUCGCAUCUCGCACACACACACACACACACUCUCCGGACUCUCUGUGUGUAUUAUUACGAUAUGCGCUAUGCCGUUUUUGUAGCGUGCUUGUCAAAAUAUAUCGCGCCGUUUGACCGUGAAGCAGCUAUCAAGCACGCUAAUUACGACCUAGUUGGGUGUAUAUAAAAUGAUCGCUGGUAUCAGUUUGUUUAUCGCGGAAAAAAAGUUGUACAAACACACAUCGGGAAUAACGCGUAAAAUGGACUCGGCAAUGCGUGUGAUCGGUAGCGCGUAAUUAACUGAUUGCCGCUUUAUCUCGUUAAAUAUUUAGUGGCAAUAAUGAGUCUAUCUCGUUGCGAGAUCGACCGAUACUCUGUUUGUCGAUGCAUUAGCUCAAUCUAUUGCCGAUGAACGAGAUUACCGAUGGGUUUAUCGAAUCAAGUGGAUUCUUUUAUAGUAGAAAAUCUUGUUUUCUUCGUACGUUUGCGGGGCUACUUUGAGAAUAGGGUUCGAGAAAAUUAUUUUCAAACAAUUGAUUUUGAAAUAAAUACUUGAUGAAAAAUUUUUCACAUUUUUUUUAUUUCACGCGAGAAAGAGCGAAAGAAAGAGAGAACUUGUGAUUUUUUAUCGCUUGGCGAUGUUCGUGUAUAUUCACUUCUAAAAAACAAAAAAAAACUAGAAUUCAUUAUCCACGAACGCAAAUAUUACGCAAAUCUUUUGCAUGUCGCAGUUUUUGAAUUAUUUAAAUUUUUAUUUCUGCUAAAAAAAAAGUAGUUGAAGAAUUGAAUUUUGCUUUGGGCGCGAUGUUACAUCGGCAAAAAAUUUGUCUGGGCGUAAAGUCAAUCCCCGAAUAAAACUCUUUCUACGAAAGUGAGCAUUAUUGAUAAAUUAUGUACUGACAUGUUCGUCGAUACACAUUUCUGUGUGUGUGUGUGUGUAUGUGUGUGCGCGCGCGCGCUUUUGUCUUUGAAAAGCUUUGUCGAGGGUUCCUCUUUGGAGCGGGAUAGUUAAAAAAAAAUGAUGAUGAUACAGAAGCUCUGUUGUAAAUACAGCAGUAUCUGAGUUAAUAUCAGAGCCUUUGACGUCUGUCACGAAAACUUUUCUCUUAGACAACGGGAGCGUGACUUUCGACGUGACAGUUUUGUGUGCUGUGGAAAUGCUCUGGGCUCGCUUCGCGAGCUGCGACGACGCCCGAAACUGGAAAUCGCGUUUUGUCACGUCGUGUCGUAAAAAUCCUCUCGGUCAAGUGUUAUUCUUCCCCCAAUAACUCGGGUGUCCCAGUUCUUUUAUCGCUCGAGGCAAGACAGCCGUUCGACUUCGCCAAUAAUGCUGCCGAUAUCGGUAAUUGAAAUUUCGCGUGUAAUGAACGCAUUUCCAUCUGACGGCGGAAGUGAUACGGGGAAAAACUUUGAUAGAUUCUUCCGACACACGAAGUUAUAUGAUUGCGCGCAAAACUCGUUGAUUCGUAAUCUACGUAAAAUAUAAACAUGAGAAUUUUUCAAAAAAACGGAAAGAAUAACAAAUCUAAUACACGACAAUAAAAGAUCUUUGAAAUUUUCUUGAAAUAAAAAGAUAUACAUAUGAUAUAUAAUUAUAUAAAUAUUAUGCAUACAUAUAUAUAGUAGAAUAUUCAGUUUUGCAAGGCGUACUUUUGCGUGCUUCUCAUUUGCAAACAUUUAGAUGUAAGUACGACACUCUAUUCAGAAGUAAGUGACGCAGGUGCUAGUUUUUGCCAAGGAAAAUUUAUUAUUAGAUAACCUUUUAUAUUUUAUAAAAAUCGAUGCGCGUUACCAGCUGGCGCAAAAUAAGAAGUACCGCAUGUAUUUCCGCCCUAGGAAUUGCGAAACGUAACAAUUCAACGCGAAAAGAUGAUAACCUUUCGAGUUUCGGCUUGAACUUAUUUGAAACAAGUUCGUGCCACUCAAAAGGUUGUCAUCUUUUCCGAUGAUAUAUAUUCGUACGUGUUUCAUCCGAAAGUGUGUCUUUCUCAAGUGUGUCGAUCUAUCAUCCAUUUGAAGCCCAGAACGAAUAUAUAUAGCGAACGAACUUCCGCGUGCAUAUACCGCGUGAAACUUCCGUUUUCCUUGAACGAACCCGACCUACUUAAAACCAAAUUGAAUUUUCGAUAUUGUAAUUGCAAAUCUGAGUAUAUUGAAAUGCGCUUAAUGCUUCCCACGACGCGCGUAGGAAAAUAAAAAUUUAAUCCGUGAUGGAUCGAUCGAGCGAAUUCAUUUCUUCGAUGCGCAUCAAUGCGGCGGACGCGGCCCGCACACACCACCGGGCUCUCACAAAUUAUCACAAUUGUUAUCUGCCGCUAAACGCGCGUCUUUACACAUACUAUAUAUAAAUCUUCCGCCAGAUUUCACGUAUUAUCGUUUAUAUCGUUUUUUUUUUCUUUCUCAGUUUUUCCAAUAGUUCCACCUAACUUGACGGUGUUACGUAAACGAUCAUCAUCCGGUUGGCAAUUAUCCCAACUUGGUCAAAGUAAUCGCUCAGGGCGUUUCUCGAUAAACUGCUUCUCUCUCUCUCUCUCUCUCUCUCUUUGAAAUAAAGUUCCUGUCGUUAUAAUACCCCCGUUUAAAUAACUAUCGUUUCGCUAAUCUCGCGCCGGUGAUUUAAUCACGAGCACGCUUGCGCGCGCCAAAGACCUCGCACUUACUCAAAUUAUCAUUCGUGAUGUGGUGCCGACCUUUGCAUUGUUUCCACGGGAGAUAGGCUUGCAUUUAUGCAUGAAAUAUUCGAUCCACGGUGUGCACCUAGCGUGGCAGGGCGCAGCUUAGAUCGAGAGACCCGUAUAUCUCUUAAUUUACGACACACACACACACACACACAAAUAGAAGACAAUGUGUUACAUGCGAGAUUACAACAACGCAAUAAAACUUCCCGCAUUUAAGGAAGACAAAUAAGCUGCACGUAGACGUUAUGGGGGCGACGUAAAAGUUAGUUUCGAGAUUAGUAAUUUCAAAGUGGAUUUGAAUAGCCUCGAACACACGCCUCUGUGUAUCUCGCCCGCUUACUUUUGAACAAGUAUCGGUCUUUUGCGCUUCCCCUCGAUAUCGCCCGUCCGUUCGCGGCCCGGGCUUCAUCUUUCAUCCGGGUGCUGCCGCUUUAAUUUGCUCGCCGCGAUAUCAGACGUGACACGACUCCAUUAUAUGAACGUCGAGUAGGUCGAGCACGCAAUUAACAAGUUUGCUUGACUACGAGGCGCACGGAAUACGACGAGGCGAGGCGCUACAGUUAGCAAAUGAAUGCAGCCGAGAGCUAAAUCUUAACUACCUCUGACGUUGCAAAUACGUUGGCUCAUCGCGAAAUGCAGUCGGGCCUUUCUUUUCUCGAGCAUCCUUGACUCGUCGUCGAGUGAAUAUCGCGCGAGCCGCAAUAAGCCCACACGCAAAUUUUUUUUCUCUCCUUUUUUCCCUCUCAUUUUUUCUCUCGGGAUCGUUUCUCUAUGCGAGAGAGGGAACUUUAUAUUGUGUAUUCGUUCCGAGGCGUUCGGCUCAUUAAUAUCGCUAAUUGCGUCCCUCGACGCCGGCGUCGGUCGAAUGCCGCGUUCGAUUUGUCGAUUGAUUUUUUUUUUCACAUCGAAGUGAUUCCCAGCCGUAUUUUUUUCUCUCGCAUUUUUCCGAGCGAUUGCUCUUCAUGCUGCUCCCAUUGAAUGACACAUUUCGGAGUGAGGGAAAGAGAGAUAUAUAUAUAUAUAUGUAUAUAUAUAUAUAAAAGGCCA